GCUCUUCAGAACCCUGACCUUGUUGAAGCAAUAAACUGUACCACGGAGCCUGGUGGCAAACGCUAGGUUUUUGCACUAAUAGAGGCGCUCCUAGACAGAGAUUUUAUUCAGAUGCUGAUUACCCUAUGGGCGAUCUUGUAUUCCCGGCGUCAACCUCUGCAUGAACAUAUCUUUCAAAGUCCAUAUGCCACGCACCAUUUUAUCUUCAAGUAUAUACACGAGCUAGAAGCAUGCAAGCCCAAGACCACGAGUAUAGUAAUUAAGUACUGGAACUUUGAUUUGAGCAAAGCCAAGAUGGCUCCCUCCGCCUCAUGGGAUUGCCAAAAUUAGGGUUGACGCCCUCAGGUACUAUGGGUUUCUUCUCGGCAUAUUGCCGGUUGGAGCCACACCGCCCGCACGCCCACACGCUGGCAAUGCAUGCUGGCACGCCACGCCCUGUUGGCAAAAAAAGGAGCACUUUAGCGAUUGAUUUAAUCCCUAAGCAAAUCAAGAGCAUGACAAGCACAACAUGAAGCUCAUACCGAAACGUAAACAUGUGAGCCCGGACAAAAUAUAGAAUCGAAACAUUUAUGAACACAACAUAUAGCCGGCUAGCACAUAAACAAGAAAGUAGGGGAUGAUCGAAUCAUACCCUCUAGUCGGCCACGCCGAAGCAGAGGCCGCAUUAGCGACUGUGGCUUCUUCUUAGUGGCGUAGUCGAAGCCGAGGAUGAAGACACGAACAAACCAGGAGGAGUCACACUGAGACGGUCCCUAAAAACCUUAUCGCCCUUCUCCCGGUGAAUGAUCUCAAAGGACAGGGUUCCGAUGUCCUGCUUUCCUGUUCGGCCGCACACGCGGUCGACAUGAUGAAAUUGCUGGAGGCAACACCAAGCUUCGAGCAGUGGAUGACUGCUAGGGCUGUGCGAGGAGGAAUGAGUUGGUUCGCCAUCUGGCUGGUCAACGCCUCCUAUAUAACAGCAAACAGGGCGAAAAUUGUCAGCGAAUAGGGCAUUAGGGGCAAAGAAGCCAUCCACCAAUGUCAAAUGGCCGGGUGCCCUGUUGCGGUUGAGCACUUGAUGGGCCGAAAUCACUGUUCUGACCUUGUCAACGUUUAUAGUCACAAACUGAACUCGACGCGAAAGUAUUUCGUGAUUUGACCCUUUUAGAAACGCCAGGGUCCGCGGCGUUUCCACCCAACAUAGAAACGCCAAGCAAGCUAAAAGGGUCAAAUCGUGAAAUACUUCUCGGGUUCAGUUUGUGACAAUAAACACUGACAAGGUCAGAACAGUGAUUUCGGCCCACUUGAUGACCCUUGAAAUCGAGAGCACGCACUUCCGCACGCUCCGCGUCUGCAAGAACCGCUUGCAUCAUCGCCAUCUCAUCCGUGUAGUCCUCAUCGUCGAACGACUCAACGUAAUGCUCGUAUAUGUAGCCAUCUCAUCCGUGUAGUCCUCAUCGUCGGAUGACUCAUCCGGAUUCAUUGUGUCAAGGAAGAAGGGGACAAAAACAUUAGCACAUGCAUUUCACCGAACACUUGCCGGACAUGGUGAGUACAGUAGGGGCGGAUGAUAUCCGUGCGGCGGACGGAGGAGAGGUGUACUACAAAAAUCGUCUCGAUCGAGGCGACCCACGAGGGCCGCUGGGCUGGGCAGAGAUAACGUAUCUUAAAGACUAGUUGCCAUCGAUCCUCUUAAAAUGUACUAGUAUGUCAGUCCAUUUGCAAUUUUUUUUCAGCCGAUGCAGUUGAGAUUCCCCAUUGAUAGCAUUUGGUAGGGGAACCAAGCGGUUGACCAUGGAGGUGUAGGCUAGGAGAAGCCAGAGGGAGGAAGGAGUGGGCUGAGAAAUUUAUUUUGAUUGGAUGAACACCAAUGUGCUCUCGUCUGAAGGAACUCCACAACCACAGGGAGAUCUAAUGGAGACUCCAGUCUGCGCUUUGGUGGACGCCAUGUUCAGACUUCCUGCAAAGCUCGACAGGUUACUGGUCAGUCACGGCCACAUGCUGCCCCGGGGGGCGGUGGACGAGAUACCUCUCAUCAAGCAAGAUCUUGAGAAGAUUGUAGCCAUCCUCCAGGAACACGGCGACUCGGGAGCAGAGGACUGUUCUAUGACGGUCAAUUGCCUGACCAAGGAGGUGCGCGAGCUGUCCUACGACAUGGAGGACACCGUCGACCAGUAUGAGCACGCCGCUGAUUCCAGGAGAGGAAUAUUAUCUCCUCGCCGCAAGAAGUACAAGAUCACUCGCGGUAGGAGCAAGCCCACAUCGGGGCUGCGGGAGAAGCUCAAGUGGCGUCUAUGGAUGGCCAACAAGAUCAUGGAGUUCAGUGUGCGCUCCCAGGAGGCGCUUCAGCGGUACAGCUUCUUUAACCACCUUGGUGACAAUGGUAGCAGUGCUGCUGCUUCUGCUUCUACUAGAUGUGAUGAUGCAUCUUUCCGCUCUUGGCAUCCCACGCCAUAUGGGGAGCUUGUCGGUAUCGACGAAAAUGUGAAUAAGCUUGAAGCGUGGCUGGGUAAGGAUGGAGAGCAGAAGCUCAAGGUGGUGUCUGUUGUUGGAUCUGGAGGGAUUGGUAAGACCACGCUUGUCAAAGAGCUGUACCGUAGAAUCAGAGGGCAAUUUGAGUGCCGGGCAUUUGUGCGUUUGUCCCGAAAGCCUGAUAUCAGGAGGCUUCUCAUCAGCAUGCUCUCACAAAUUCGGCCACACCAGCCCCCUCACACUUGGAAGGUGCAUAGCCUAAUUGCUGACAUCAGGGCACAUCUCCAACAUAGAAGGUACUUGAUCGUAAUUGAUGAUGUAUGGGCUACGCAAACAUGGGAUAUCGUUAGCCGUGCUUUGCCGGGUGUUAAUCUUUGCAGCGGCAUACUUAUAACUACAGAAAUCAAUGAUGUAGCUCUGAAAUGUUGUGGUUAUGACUGUAAAUAUGUUCUCACGGUGAAACCACUUAUUGACGAUGAUUCAAGCAAAUUAUUUUUCAGCACAGCUUAUGGUCGUCGACUUGAAUGUCCACCAGAACUUGGUGAACUUUCAAAGAGUAUUAUAAGAAAAUGCGCUGGUUUGCCACUAGCAAUUGUUACUGUUGCCAGUCUUUUAAGCCGGAUGAACAAACCAGAGCAAUGGGAUUAUGUAAAUAAAUCCUUGGGUUAUGGUUCGAGGACAAAUCCUACUUCGGAGGGGAUGAAACAAGUACUAAACCUUAGUUACAGCAAUCUUCCUGAGCAUAUGAAGGCAUGUGUGAUGUAUCUCGGUAUAUAUCAAGAGAACUACAUAAUUCAGAAGGAUGAUUUGGCAAAGCAAUGGAUAGCCGAAGGUUUUAUCCGUGCAACAGAAGAGAAAGACAAGGAAGAAAUAUCAAGGAACUAUUUCAAUGAGCUUAUCAGUAGCAGAAUGAUCCAACCUGUACAUAUAAAUGACAACGAUGAUGUUCUGUCAUGCAGUGUGCAUUAUAUGGUACUUGAUUUUGUCUCACGCAAGUCCACAGAAGAGAAUUUUGUCACCACAAUAGAUCAUUAUCAGACAACUGCAAGACUAGCCGACAAGGUCCGUCGACUGUCUCUUCACUUUGGUAAUGCAGAAGCAACACCACCAGCAAAUAUGAGCCUAUCCCAAGUUCGAACUCUUGCGUUUUUUGGGGUCUUCAAGUGUUUACCUUCCAUUGUCGAGUUUGGGCUUCUUCAAGUUCUAAUCCUACAUCUUUGGGGUGAUGAUGAGAGCAUUUGUUUUGAUCUCACUAGCAUAUGUGAGCUUUUUCGGCUGAGAUACUUGCAUGUCACAUCCAAUGUCACCUUAGAAGUACAACAAACCCAGAUCCGAGGUCUACAAUAUUUGGAAUCACUGAAAAUAGAUACAGGAGUAAGUGCAGUCCUAUCAGACAUUGUUCAUUUGCCCAGCUUGUUGCACCUCAGUCUUCCCGUUGGGACAAAUCUACUAAACGGUAUUGGUCAAAUGACAUCCCUUUGCACACUCGGAUAUUUUGAUCUAUGUGCUACUUCAGUAGAGAAUGUGCACAGCCUCGGCGAGCUGAAAAGUCUCUGGGAUCUCCGGUUCACCUGUUCAACAGUGCAUUCUUGUCAUCUAAAGAGCAAAAUGGAUAGUGUGGGCUCCAUUCUCGCGAAACUCAGCAAUCUCAGGUCUCUAACUCUGAAGCCUUCAAGUAUUCUGGAUGCUGGGCCUUCCAGCAUUAGCAUUUCGUGUGAUGGAUUGAGCAGUGUACCCUCUCCUCCGGCGUUUCUUCAAAGAUUUGAGUGGUCGCCAAGUAUUUGCACCUUCUCCAGCCUCCCAAAGUGGAUCAGACAUCUCGACAAGCUCUGCAUCUUAAAGAUUGGGAUUACUGAACUAGCGUGGGAGGAUGUUGAUGUUCUCAGAGGAUUGCCUGCGCUCACUGUUUUGUCGUUGUACGUCCGGGCAAAGCCCGUGGAAAGGAUUGUCUUCAAUAAGACAGGAUUCUCAGCUCUGAAGUACUUCAAGCUCUGGUGCAGUGUACCUUGGCUAGAAUUUGAGGUGGAUGCAAUGCCUAAUCUCCGGAAACUGAAACUAGGUUUUGAUGUCCAUGGAGCAGAUAAGCUUGGACCUGUUGGCAUCGAGCACUUGUCAAGCCUUAAGGAGAUCUCAGUGAAAAUUGGGGGUGUCUCUACCGAUGACCCUGAUAGAAGGGCUGCAGAAUCGGUGUUGAGUCAUGCCAUAAAUAUGCAUCCAACACGUCCCAUCUCCAACAUACAGUGUGUAGAUGGGAUGUUCACUAGUAAGGAUGAUAAGAAUAGUGGAGUAGAGCUGCAAAAACAAUAUAAGAUCAUCGAUGAUGACGCAGUUGAACAGAGUGUAGUCCUUCAAAUGGGCUCCAGUGAAGAUGCUCAGAGCAGGUGUUUGGAUAGGCAAAAUGCGGCGGACAAGCAGGUGAGGUGGAUGGAUAUCAGUGAGAAGACACAGGAGCUCAUCCCCAACAUUGAAAAGAAGGACCAUGCCAAGCAGGUGAGGAUGGAGGAGAUCAGCUAUCGGAUACAGGAGCUCGUCCCCAGGAUAAAAAAGGAUCGCGCAUCAGACGGAAGAAGCAUCGCUGAGCGGGUGAGGAGGACGAAGAUCAGCGAGCGGCUACGGAAUCUGCAAGGGCUCGUCCCCAACAUGGAGAAGCAAACCAACACGUCCGACAUGUUGGAUAUGGCUGUGGAUUACAUCAAGGAACCCCAGAUGAAGAUCAAGGCGAUGAAGGAAGAAGAGGCGAAUUGCACCUGCUUGCCGAGCAAGCAGAAGCACUCGCCGGCUGAUGAAGCUCAACCGCCGGUGCCCGGUGCAAAGCAAGCCGACGCUGGAUGAAGCAUCCGCGGUACCGUACCCCUAGCUAGCUAGUCUCUUUCCUUGUUUGAUUCUAGGCACCACUGGUAGUAGCACAAAAUGAGUAGCAUCAAGUCUGUGCCAGUGCAGGGUGGCCAUCGCAUGCAGAACAUCAAGGGAAGCACGAAACGAGAUCGAUCAAGUUUGUAUAUGCAAGCCGUUAGCAUGCGUGGGCCACAUGUUCCGCCAUUCUAUAUCCGUUGCGAUGCUGUCUUGUUGCCAAGUAAAUUUAAUACUUCCUGCAUAAAGAAAUGGCAAAUUUUAACA
Triticum urartu is the source of this 5568-nucleotide messenger RNA. RefSeq names its product disease resistance protein RGA5. The record is from RefSeq and is a predicted model, not a curated record. Gene Ontology annotation, biological process: defense response to other organism. Gene Ontology annotation, molecular function: ADP binding; protein dimerization activity. Lineage: Eukaryota; Viridiplantae; Streptophyta; Magnoliopsida; Poales; Poaceae.